AUGGGCAAUUGCCUGAGGUGCAGAAAUACUGAUUCUUCAGCUGACGUUGGAAAUAGUGACGCACAACUUCGACUAGAAAGUGAAAGACGACGUAGUCGUUUGCCUCCAUAUUUUGAGAAUGAUCCAAUUAUGCAUCCUACUCCUGGUGUCUCACGACCUAUGUCCCAGUUAACUGAAGAGGAGCAAGUGAGAAUCGCUACACGUAUGGGCUUGAUUUCCACACUACCAUUGUUUAAAUUCGAUGAAUCGAAGAGAGAGAAACUAUUUGAAUGUAUAAUAUGUAUGUGUGAAUAUGAAGAAGGUGAAGAACUUCGUUAUCUUCCAUGUUUACAUACAUAUCAUCGUGUAUGUAUUGAUGAUUGGUUAAUGCGUGCAUUAACAUGUCCUUCAUGUUUAGAAGAGAUACGUCCUAAUUCACCAGUAAAAGUUCGUUCUAAUAUUAAUAGUCAAAAUACUACUACUACUAAUAAUAAUAGUAAUAAUGAAUCAUCAGAGAAUAAUAAUAAUGUUGUAUCACAAAGAAAUGAAAAUCCAGUGCCUACUUCAUGUCAUCAACAACCAACCCAUGAAUAUAAUAGAAGAACUAGUAUUACUGAACGACGUUCUAGAAAUUUACAAUCAUCAAAUGUAUAUACAAAUUCAGAAGCUAUACAACGUUCAAUUCUGGAACGGUUCAAAAGUAAUAAUAAUAAUAACAACGAUAAUAAUGGUACUACUGUUGUCGGUGAUCUAUCCGAUCGUAAUUAUAAUUUAUCUCAUACUAGUAGAUAUCGUCAUCAUCAUCAGCAGCAGCCUCAACAACAUCGACGUACACGAUCUAUUGGUCCUAGUAGAAGAUCAAAUUCUAUGAAUAUAUUUAAUGUAACAAUGCCUUAUGGUUAUCGUCGUGGUAAUAGUGUCACAGCAAUUGAUAUGCUUAAUUCUAUUGUACAAACAAAUGAUGAUCAUUCAUAUUCAAUAAAUAAUAAUUAAUGAAAUUUAACUAUGAACUUUCCAGGUUAAUGUAUUCCUUUUUUUAUUCUUCUUCUUCUCAAUUAUCG
Molecule: messenger RNA, 1040 nt
Organism: Schistosoma rodhaini
Lineage: Eukaryota; Metazoa; Platyhelminthes; Trematoda; Strigeidida; Schistosomatidae
Source: the annotation of a GenBank genome assembly